Panicum virgatum (switchgrass) is the source of this 504-nucleotide messenger RNA. RefSeq names its product BURP domain-containing protein 3-like. The transcript is spliced from 2 exons. Bases 1 to 504 code for a protein of 167 amino acids. The record is from RefSeq and is a predicted model, not a curated record. NCBI's taxonomy places the organism in Eukaryota, Viridiplantae, Streptophyta, Magnoliopsida, Poales, Poaceae.
AUGCCGGAUGCCAUCGCAGAUCUUGUCCAGAGAGGCAUUGAUCGCUCGCCGCUUGAAGAGCACUACUCCGCAUCGCCCAAUGCCAACAACGUGUGCAUCAUCUACUACGCGAUCUGCAACCUGCGGAGCGUGUCGGCGGGAGGAGCAGCAGGUGAUCUCUUCUUCCACGAGGCGCGGCUGCGGCCAGGGAGCACCAUGAUGGCCUCCUUCCCGGCGGAGGUCGAGUCCGCCAUCCUCCCCAACGACGUCGCCGAGAAGGUCCCCUUUGGGAACCUCCUGGACGUCCUCGCCACCUUCAGCAUCCCGGCGGGCUCCACCGAGGCGGCCCAGGUGAGGGAUACCCUGCGCAGGUGCCAGGCGCCGCCCCUCCCCGGCGAGCGCAAGGCUUGCGCCGCGUCCCUAGAGGGCACCGUGCGGAGCGCCAUGGACAUGCUCGGCGGUGGCGCCGGCGCGUGGCCUGCCACAAGAUGCCGUUCCCGUACGCCGUCUACCAUUGCCACAUGA